This is a messenger RNA of Fonsecaea nubica, 1263 nucleotides long. RefSeq lists its product as hypothetical. Gene Ontology annotation, molecular function: 1,3-beta-glucanosyltransferase activity; glucan endo-1,3-beta-D-glucosidase activity. The transcript has a single exon. The coding region runs from base 1 to 1263 and encodes 420 amino acids. Gene Ontology annotation, biological process: cell wall organization. NCBI's taxonomy places the organism in Eukaryota, Fungi, Ascomycota, Eurotiomycetes, Chaetothyriales, Herpotrichiellaceae. The record is from RefSeq and is a predicted model, not a curated record. Gene Ontology annotation, cellular component: extracellular region; fungal-type cell wall; cell surface.
AUGAAGAGCUCCCUCCUUGCUAUUCUAGGUGGUGCGUCCACCGCCCUUGCCGCCGUCAAGGGGUACAACUAUGCCUCUCAAGGUCAAACCUACGACUCGUUUCUGAGCCAAUUCAAGACCGCCGCGUCCCUGGCUGGCACCAGUGACUUUACCAGUGCAAGAUUGUAUACGAUGAUUCAGGAAGGGACAACCGACACCCCAAGCUCUGCAUUCCAGGCUGCCAUUGAUACCAAGACAACCCUUCUGUUGGGCCUGUGGGCGUCCGUAGACCAGACGGCCUUCAACAACGAACUCAACGCUCUCAAAUCGGCCAUUUCCCAGUACGGUUCGGAUUUUGCAGACCUUGUCGUUGGUAUCUCGGUGGGAAGCGAGGACCUCUACCGCAUCUCCCCCACUGGCAUUGCCGCCAACAGCGGCAUUGGUCAGUCCCCUGACGUUCUGGUCGACUACAUCAGUCAGGUCCGCGACACCAUCAAGGACACCUCUCUUGCCUCUGCCCCUGUUGGUCACGUUGACACCUGGAAUGUCUAUGUCAAUGCCACCAAUAACCCAGUCAUCGACUCCUGCGAUUUCCUGGGUCUCGAUGAAUACCCCUACUUCCAAACGACCGAUGCCAACAGUAUAGACAAUAGUGGUUUCCUUUUCUUCCAGGCCUACGACAAGGUCGCAGCCGUUGCCCAGGGGAAGCCCAUCUGGAUUACCGAGACUGGAUACCCAGUGUCUGGACCCACCUCUAAUCUCGCUGUGCCCGGCGCGGAUGACGCUGCAGAAUACUGGCAGCAGGUUGCGUGUGCCCUCGAAAACCGGGGCAUCGAUUUCUGGUGGUAUAUUCUCGCUGACGAGGGUGCCUCUCCAUCGUUCGGCGUGAGUAGCAACGGUAAACCCCUUUACAACCUCGCCUGCAAUUCGACAGCAGGCUACACAUCUGCUUCAUCAAGCGCAUCGGCUACCUCUGGAUCUGGCAAUGGCACUGCAACCUGGCACAACUCUGGUUUAUCGACUUCCACGGCCACCGGCAGUGCUUCGGCCACGACAGGAGGUAGCAGCCCCAGCGGUGCUUCCGGGGCCACUGCAACUGGAUCUCUCAUAUCUGGUGCGACCGGGCAGGCUUCUGGCUCUGCUGCCGCAACCGCGACCGCAACUACCGCCGAGGAAUCGUCUAGUACUUCCGCUUCAACUUCCUUCACGGGAGCUGCUUCUAGGGCCGACGGAUCCAUGGCAGGUCUAGCAAUUGGCGCCCUCGCCGCUGCUUUGUUCUGGUAG